Molecule: messenger RNA, 21132 nt
Organism: Gigantopelta aegis
Lineage: Eukaryota; Metazoa; Mollusca; Gastropoda; Neomphalida; Peltospiridae
Exons: 106
Coding region: 57-18218 (6053 amino acids)
Biological process (GO): transmembrane transport; lipid transport
Cellular component (GO): membrane; intracellular membrane-bounded organelle
Molecular function (GO): ATP binding; ABC-type transporter activity; lipid carrier activity
Source: RefSeq, a predicted model, not a curated record
AGGUGAAGCGAGUAACCCGUUAAGGAAAUACAGUUCGGGUGAGGAGCAGCUAAAAAAUGGGGUUGCUAGGGCAACUCGGUUUGCUGUUUAAGAAAAACUUUAUACUCAGGAAACGACACCCGGGAGUGAUUGUUCUAGAAGUACUUUGGCCUGUAUUGGUGGUAGCUUUGAUAGCCAUUGUACGUUUGGGGAUUCUACCAUCACUAUACACCACAUGUCACUACCAGGCCCGUGCUAUGCCCAGCGCUGGCAUUACACCAUUUCUUCAGACAUUCGUGUGUAACAUGGACAACGAAUGUCAUGACGAGGAGUCUCUCAAACUAGCCCAGGAAACUACGUACAGUGUAUCGGCACUGGUUCAGGACCUAUCCCCACAUCUAGGAGCACCAGCUACAGUAGAAGCUCUCAAAGUCAUGAGCACAGGGGUCAAAAUCAUGGACAAACUGAAAGAAAUAGCAGAUGAUGAAGAACUUGUAACUGGUUUAGGUGAUGCCUUGAAAGUGCGAACAUUCUUCCAUGAUCCUAAGUUUGUGAAAAAAGUUUUAACUGAAGAGUUUAAAUUGAUGACAAGCGAACAAGCUGAUGCAUUUUUAGAUGCGACAUUCAACAUUACAUAUGUGUUCGACUUGAUGAAGUAUCCAAACUUCAAAGAGGUUGUUUGUGACCCCCAAAAGCUUGGUUCAUUUCUGCUGUUUCCGGAGAAUGUCAACAUUACAGCAAUUUCAGAAAAUCUUUGCAACAUUCAUCCUGACACGAUCCCACCGCUGACAACAUUUCUGCAAAAACAGAUCGACAUUGCAGAGAUCAUUCGAAUCAUUGGCACAUUUGAAAAAUUGAAAUCCCGUGGAAAAGAUUACUCCCUGUCCCGUGGGCUCAUGGAUACAGCCGAUAUGUUAGACCUGAUCUUCAAACAGCCGAGCAUCUUGGAGGCCAUCAACGGAUUUUCAGAAAUCAAAACACUCCCAGACUUUAUCAGAAGAAUUCCAGAGAUGAUUAAGACAUUCAAUUCUUCUUCAUUUGAUGUUGGAUCCAUAAUAGAACUGAUGAACUUCCUCGACCCGAUCAUUGAACAGGCCAAACCAAACGAUACUCUGUGGUCAAGUAUUAAGCUCGGCAUCACCAUCACGGGCGACUUGUCUGACAUGCUCAGCGGGAAGUGGAACGGGAGUCUGAGUGAAAUGCUGGACAAGGUGCAGGACUUCCUGUUUAAUGUCGACCAGUCUCUGGGCAGCGUCACGGGUGACAUGAAGCUCAUCAUAGAGGCACUCACUAAUCUCGACUGGACAAGUCUAUUCGGGCAGGCUGUGAACAAGACAAUCAAUGAAGAAGUUACACUAUCGAGUCUGAACAGUCUGCAGGUAACGCUAGAGAAACUCAGCUUUUGGAACAUGACUGCCAGUGUGACGAGCGUCAUUAACAAAUUCCUGCAAAUAGGAAUCAUAAUGUUGGAGGAAACAGAAGAUCUCGAACGAGGGCUGACUGUUCUUGUCGGUGACCGUGAUGAGUUGAGGAAGAGUCUGACCAAGUUGUUUGAAAGAGGACCAGACAUCACCCUGGCUGUCCUCCGAGAAUUCACAGACCCUCAGACAAUCUCAAAACUGUUCCAGUCAUCAUUUACUUUCCAGACUUUCUGUUUUGAUGUUCUCGACAAACUGAACGCUACCAUCUCGCAGACUGAGCUGACCAAUCUCAAGAAGAACUUGUGUCAUGGAAAUGUUUCCACCAUCAUGCACAACUUUUUGCAGGGACUACGCGUAGAAAAUGUCACAACCUUGAUGAAUGAAACCGUUCAACACAUCCAUGAACUGCUGACUGGCAACUUCCAGUCUUCUGAAGCCAACAUCACUCUCCUGUACAUGCGGUCCACAGAGUUCCAGAACAAACUCAAGUCCUUCAUGAACAUCACUGGCGCCACCUGGAAGAAUCUCUUCACCAACUUGAACCUGAAGAACAUUGACCUACACGAGAGGCAGUGGGAGCCAGUUCUAAAGAUGCUGGACCAGAAUUACGUGGCAGCUGGUUUCCUUGGCAUAAUGCGAGGUUGGGGAUAUGCCAUGCAAAGCAGCAGUCUUCCAUAUCCCAUCCCAAUGUACGUGCAUGUUGCUAAAACUGCCAUCAAGUUCUCCUACGAAUACCUCAAGGUGUUGACAGAUGUGUAUUCCCCAUCCUCGGUGCUGGGCCAGCUACUACACUACUGGUCAACAUACGCACCUCAACUAGUGGAAGGAUCCAUACGCAUUCUCACCAACCAUACAGAUAUGCUCAAAGCUGUGAUUUUCUCAAAAGAUCCGCUGCAGCAGAUAUGCCAGGACAGAUGGUUUGAUUUGAUGCAGCUGCCUGCCUACGUGCCAGCGAACAAACUUGAAUCCUUGCUGUGUGAUACGAACUGGACGGCUGUGAUUGCCGAUGUCAUCUCUACACAGACAGGAUUCACCACACUGGUGGAAGAUAUCCAAACUGCGAUGAAUGAAAACAGCACAUAUGACACUGAACUUGAUUGGGCGGACAUCUUGGAUUACACUGAGCGAUUGGUGGACAUGGCGAAACAGCCUGGUCAGGCUGAGUCUCUGUUUGUCGGGCCAUGGAAUCUCUUCUCCCAGGUGAACUUCACUCAGAUCACCAGAGCUGUUGAAAAAGCAACAUCAUCAUUAUCUAACUGGGCACUAAAGGAUUUCACAAAGAUGUCCGAGGUCUCGAUACAGGUGUUGGAUGGCCUUGACACUCACCUCAUCAAUGUGACGUCUUGGAGAGCCUUGAAACACAGCUUCAAGGCUUUCAGUGCCUACAUGAGAUUCAUGAAUAGCUACUACAGAGUUAUGCUCGCUAAUUCAUCCAGCAUGAUGGAUUUGAUAGAUAUGUACCCGAGUGACUUCAAGGAUUAUGUCAUCAAGAUGGCCAAGGUCACUCCAGACCUAAUUGAAGCUCUGAAAAACACCAUCAUUAACCCAGACAAGCUUCUAGAAAAGCUUUUCACUAAUGGUUUCAAGGUGGCACCUGACUGCUCUACAACCUGGCUAACAGAUUUCUUGGUUGUAUCUACACCUAACCUGAAGGAGUUCGAGAACUUAACCUGUUCCUUGAACUGGACCAAAUUUGGGCUGGAAAUGAGCAAGUUUAACCCAGACUUGGCCGAAUACAAUGAUGAGAUUGCUUUGUUGAUUGGAAACAUGAAAAAUCUGCCAGAUGUGAAAUUGAACUGGACUCGUGUUUUCGAGAGCAUUGAAGAGUACAAUAAGAUCAUGUCUAGAUUAUUUUACCCUCGUAGCUUUGACUUGUCUCCCUUUAAUGUCACUGCCAUUGACAUGAAGUGGACUGACUUUGUAGCAGGAAUGAAAUCACUGGAGAAAAUGGGAACAGAUAAGUUACUGUCCUUGAUGGAUUCCAUCCAAAAGAAUAUGGACAAACUCGACUGGGGUGCAAUGUUUGGUACAAACACAAGCUCGGACCUCAUCAUUAAAUCGGCAUAUGCAGGUUUAUACAUACAACACAAGUUCUACAAGUUCCUGAUAACAGUAUUGGAAGACUUCAAUUCAACAACAGAAGUCAACAUGUUGGACUACCUUGGAUCUGAUGAAUUGCGAAGGGUUGUUCGUGCCAUUGAGCUCAUCCCAGAAGUCAACACAAUGGGCCUGGACACUGUGAUUCAGUUUAUCAUGGAUCCGAACAAGGCAGCCGUUUUACUGAAUUCAAGCCAACUAUGCGGGGACCUGUCAGUGUUCAGGGAUGUUUUUGACUUGGAGUUACUCACCACGUCUGGUAACAAUGUCAGUGCUAAAGACCUGCAGACUGCAGUGUGUGGGCUGAACAUCAAUGUCACGGUGCUGCUACAGGAACUCAAGGACCACUGGAAUGGAUUUGAGGAAUUUUUCAUUGCUAAAGCUGCAGUGUGUGGGCUGAACAUCAAUGUCACGGUGCUGCUACAGGAACUCAAGGACCACUGGAAUGGAUUUGAGGAAUUUUUCAUUGCUAUGGAGAACUUGUCCACAGACAAACUGACUGCUGAUGAAGUGAAGGUGAAUAUUAGCACAAUGGUGGAUGAUAACUCGAGAUACCAAGCACUGCUUCAAUCAAUCAUACAACAUCCACCCACUGUUGUCAUCUUCGCUGACAUGAGUUGGAUGAAUCAAACUGUGUACGAAAAAGAAUGGCAGCGGUUUGUCGACAAAAUGAAUACAACUUUGAUGAAGUUUGAAGAACCGAGCUUCAUGAGAAAAUGGCAGAUGGCCAUGAUUGACACCAUGUUGGCAUCGUUUGAGAAGAUUCCAAACUUUGACAUGAUCCUGCAGUAUCUUGAUGCCAUUCUGGAUUUGGUCGAACAGAGGCUUAAACAGAGUCUUGUUUCAUUGCCCGAAGCUUUCAAGGACUACCCUAACCUAUCCAACUUGUUGUACUUAGUGGACCAAUUUCCUGAUGUUUUUGAAGUUUACAUAUAUACCUCACUCAAAACACCAGAAAAGGCCAAGUCAUGGCCGACUACCAUGGCAACGUGGGAUCAGUUCUGUGCCACUGACUCGGACGUUCUGUUCACCGUCCCACCAUCGUCCUCCUUCAACAUGUCCAGCUUCCUACACCGAAUGUGUCAACUCAACUUCACCAAGCUCGCCAACGAGCUGAAUAACUACCAGGGAACAGAGAGGCUAAAGGAACUGAUUACCAAUGGAACAACGGCCUAUUCUGUAAAUGUCUCGACCAUUGCCACGAAGCUGUCCUCUUUAGUGGAAUCAUUGACUAAUACAACAUCAUCUUCAAAGAAAACUGGAUUUGAACUUCAACUCUUCAACUCAACCAUCUGGAAGGAUGUAAUGGAAAGAAUCGGAAACUAUUACAAUACUUAUUCAUUCAAUUCCUUGACAUCAUCUUACAUAUUUAGCUACUACGAGUCAAUCCUGAAGAAUGUUCCGGCACUGAAGGAUCAGAUGGGCUGGGUAUCGACAAUAGCUGUAGUUGCUGAGUCACUGUUUGAUCGUCUCCUCAUAGUGGAAAAUGCCACCUCAUUCUCCCUGAGUACGUUCUUUGAAGGAGCCCCAGAAAUGCAGAAGCUAGUGGAGUUGGUACAGGAACCGGGACUGGUUGAAGUCUUACUGGAAUCCAUUAAUUCAAGAAAGUUCCUGCCACUGUUUGAAUCUAAGAAUGCCACAGCAACAUUAAUAAAGUUCUGUGACCCUGCUGAAAACAUCUCGCAAUACUUCACGAUCCCCGAGGGCCUGUCGGUGAACCUGACGGAGUGGAGAAUCAAGUUCUGUCGUGUCAACAUCAGCAUCAUGGUGGACGAGGAGGCCAACACCAUCUUCAACUUGGACAAGAUUUCCAGUGUGGCCAACGGCAGCUCCGAUAUUGACUGGAUGACACUGGGCGACAAGUACAAGCGAGUUGUUGAUUUGAUAAACCGAUGGGCUGAGAAUCCACCCAUGUUGAACACAACAGAGAACUGGCAGAAUGGCUCCUUCUGGCUCAAUAUGUUACAACAGUAUGGGAAGGCGAGACAGAACCCUGAGGAACUGAACCAACAAAUUGAAAACAUGUUUCUCAAACUUGGUCCUCUCCUGGAACAAGAGUCGUUCCGUCAGUUUGGUCUCGUCAUGGAGACGGUGCUGAAACUCCUGAACAAAAACCUGGUUGCCAUGGAAAACACCACCAUGACCGUGAGUUCCUUGUUUGACAAGGUUCCAAUUCUCAAGGAUGUCAUCACGGCCAUUGGUCUGAGUCCCAGCAUCCUCGACACCCUGUUGAAGGCACCAGUCAAAGACAUAGAGCUCUUCAUGAAGGCCAUGACGUCUGCUACAACCAGCAUUUGUACGAAGGAUGACAGUGUGUGGAGAGAUAUGCUGCAGUUACCAGACACAUUUAACAUGUCUGCCCUGCACAGAGCCAUCUGCAACCAAAACAUCACUGAGCUGGAAGAAAAUCUACUGAAGAACCUUGACCUCAAGGACCUGUUGUCAUCUCUGUCGAAUACAUCUGCCAAGCCUGAUUGGCUCAUGAUCUUCAACCUGUCGCAGCAGUUCAGUCAGAAUAUAAAGUUGUUUGUAGACAAUCUGCCGAAGUUUGAUGUCAAUGGAAGUCGUGAGAUGUUUCAGAAUGCAUACAAUGUGACAAAGCUUCUUUCUCAGAUGUCUUCGAGAAUGACAUUCCAGUUGUAUGGCAGUAUGCUAGAGAGCAUCCCUGGUUUACAGAAAGAGAUGGGUUGGUUUGUAACCAUGAUAAAAAUACAGAACUUUAUCUUUGACAGACUUCUUGUGCUUGAAAAUGCGACAUCUUUCCAACUACAGGACCUCUUCCCAGACAGCCCUGAGAUAGAGAAACUCAUUGAGUUCAUACAGAAGCCUGGAGUUAUUGAAGUCCUGUUAAUAUCAGUAAACACACCCAAGUUUCUGCCUCUGCUGUCAUCAAGCAAUGCCACAGCGACUUUGAUGAUGAUAUGUAACUCCAGCACAGACAUGAGCCAGUACCUGACUGUUCCUGACAAUCUGAAAUCAACUGUCAACCCGAACACUCUACGAGAUCUGUUCUGUGAGGUGAACUUCACCACACUGAUGGAGGAAGCUACUUCCCUGUUUAACAUCACGUUUAAUACGGAUUACUACAAUUCGAGCAUGGACUGGGCAGCAGUGGGUGACAAGUAUGACCGAGUGAUGACGAUGAUCACGGAGUGGGCGAGGAAUCCACCACAGAUCAUCAUACCGUCGAGAUGGGAAAACGGAUCAUUCUGGCUGGACCUUCUUCAGACUUACACAGACAGCAGAAAUAAACCAGAGGCAAUCGUACAAGAACUGGAAAGCUUUCUGGCAAAGUUAUCUCCCCUUCUUGAUCAAGAACAGUUCCGACAAGUGGGGCUGGUGUUGCAAACAGUUCUUCAACUCUUCAAUGAGAACGUCAUUAGCAUGAACAACGGAAGUUACACCCUCAACUCCAUGUUUCUCAAAAUUCCAGUCCUACAUGAUAUCGUUUCUGCUCUGAACCUGUCCCCCGAUGUUUUGGAUGCUCUGUUGAAGUCUCCUGUCAACAACCCACACCGACUUGCUGAAACACUGACUGUUGCCAGUACCAAGGAUGCUGUAUGUGCAAACAGUGAAAUGUGGAGAGACAUUCUCAGUCUGCCUGAUUCAUUCAACACCUCAGCUCUAAAUGAAGCUUUUUGCAACCAAAAUAUAAGUAAUAUUGUAGAAAACUUGGUAAAAAAUCUUGACUUGGAAAAUCUGAUUGACUUCCUUGGAAACUCUUCGGCAGAGCCUGACUGGACAACAAUAUUUACACAAAUACAGGAGCUAGUGAAAAACCUCAACUCCCUGAUCACAAAUCCUCCCAGCUUUAAUUUCAGUGAAAGCAUGGCCGCAAUGGAAUCUGCGUAUAAUACCUCUGAGUUGUGGAACUUUAUUUCUAUAUACUCAACUUUGUCUAAAAUAUUUGGAAACUCGUCAGAAUUUGACGCUGUUGAGGGAUAUCUCAAAGGCGCAACUGUUGUGUUUGACUUCCUCAAUGACAUUCUAGACAAGGCCAAGGUCACUGGGGUGACACUUGACCUUGCAUCACUGUUUAAGGACAGCCCAACCUUCAUUAAACUGUUUAACGUGUUCCUCAACUUGAACCCAGACCCACUGACUGGCCUUUUGUCUAUACAGCUGAAGACUUCCCAGACCCAAGCUUUUGCUUCUGUAGCAGCAGAUGAAGUUCAGUUGAAGGAGGUGUUCUGUAACAAAAACCGAUUCUUGGAGUACUUCGAUGUCAUUGGUAGUUUGAACGUCACAGCCAUGCUUGAUGUGAUGUGUACACUCAAUUUCACAGCAAUGGUGUCAGAACUAGAAACUAACUUCAUGGUGGACGCCUUGAAUCAGAAACUGAAAGAACUUGAUGGGAGCAAAUUUGAUCUCAUUGCUUACAUUGAGACGUAUAAAAACCUGACCAACAAACUGACCGAACUGGCGGGGAUUCGCAACGUAACGUUCGGACGGUACAAUCUGCAAGAUCUGACUGAGUUCAACACUACUGUCCUGCUAGACAGGCUCACAAAACAGAUGGACAACGUGAAGAAAGGCUACGAGGGAUAUUCGCUAAAAUCACUUGACAAGAUGUUUGCCCAGUUUUCCAAUGACUCGAGCUGGCAGUCGGUGUUAAUUGCAUUCAAGACAUUCGAUCUCUUCCUGAAACACUUCAACCAAUACCUGACGGACAUCAAAGACAAGCCUCUGAGUCUGGAGUUGUUGCUGAAGGAGACCGAGUUGGGUAAGGUGUUGAUUCCACUUCUCAAAGAUCCAGCCUGGCUCGAUCAGCUCCUGCAGACCAGUGUCAAACCAGACAAGCUGACAGAGUUUGUCCAAAGUGAAAAUGCAACAGACAUAUUGUGCAGUAGUGAAUUAUGGGAUGCCUUUGUCCUGCCAGCCAAUGGGAGUGCAGCUCUGAAACACCUGCAGGAACAAGCUUGUUCCAUCAACUCCACUCUCCUCAUGUGGCAGUCGUUUGUGGUGCAAAUGAAAGGAUACACACUCAAACAACAGUCUGAAUUUCUCCAACGUGAGGCUGAUGCCGGCCGACUGACUCUGAAUUCCACUGAGAUGAGUUUGGACAUGAGGACCACUGUCGACCUGCUGACAACUCUCAUCUCCAACAUGAAGAACAGCACAGCAAGCCAGUUCCUCAAUGUCGAGGGGUUCAAGGCAGUGCUCGACAAGUUCAAAGAAAGUCUGAUACAGAAACUACUUGAUCUUUCUGCCCAGUGGUCAACUGCAGCUGCUAAUAUUGUUUGGCCAUCUCUACAGAACAGUGUUGCAGCAACACAGAUGACAAAAGUCAUCAACACUGCCAACAUCUUCCUGGAAAGUGUCAAUGACAAGUUGUCAUCAAUGCUGAAUGACAAUGUAACACUGAGUUCACUGCUGGGUCACACGGAUGCACUAGUCAAGCUGAUGGAGACGUACAUCAAUGUUAGUAAACAUGGUCUGGACUCCUGGAUACAAGGAAACUUCAACAUUGAAAAGUUGAUUGAACUGCUGAAGGACAAGUCCUUACUGAAUACUAAGUGCAGGGACAACAGUGUGGCUAGUUUCAUUUCUGAUUCUGCAUCUCCAUCCAUGGUCGUCAAGGAUUUGGAGAUUAUUGUCUGCACCUACAGCUCCAAGUUGCCAGAUGCCUUUAACAGCUACACAGAUAUUGAACAGAUCAAGAACAAGAUUGUCCAAAUCUGGAUUUCCACCACACCAGGUGCCCCAGACUUCAGUGGCUACAUAGCUAACGUAAAGCGAUUCAGCAAUCUCAUGACUCGGCUGGCUACGUCUAAGCUUGCAGUGAGUAACAAACUGAAGAAGACGCUGAAUUUCUCUACUCUCUUAACCUCACUGCAAUCUCUUGGAGAUCAUCCUACAUUAAUUAUUCAGUUGCUGAAACCACUUGGCUUGUUGUUAUCUGGCCCCCUAAGCAACAUGAAUGUUAAAUAUGCGAUGUCUAUGGCUGACAGAUUCUGGAUUCUUCCCAUUGUAAGAGCACUGGAAGCAUUCCAUGAGAAGGGCUUUUCUCUGAGUUCUGUACUGAAAGACCCCAGCAAGUUGGCGCAGAUGGUUGAAUAUUUCACAAACUACAACAAUCAGCUGUCCAUCAGUCUGCCUACGAUGGUGCAGCCCAUUUUCAGUUCCAUAUCAAGAGAACCCAGCUUCAAGUCUGAUUACAUCUGUAACAAGACGGUCAUCUUGCCCAAACUGUCUCCGAUAAAACUGGAGUAUGUGGCUGAUGUCCUGUGUAACACGUCUGCUCUGAAGUGGCUGGAAACUCUCCAACAGCUAGGACUGGGGAAUGCAGAAAUUUAUGGACUGUCAGUACAACUCAGCUCUGCCUUGUGGUCAUACAAGGAUGACACAAAGUGUGUCACUAUGUGUGACAAUGUCACACACAUAUGUUCAUAUACGUGCAGUUCUUCUGUAAGGAAUCCAAUUCUGAGUAGUGAUGUCAGCUGGUUUCAGCUGAUGACCGACAUAGAGAAACUCGUCAACUUUUUCCAGCAAGACUCCACCAUGAUGGUCACACAGAGUCCAGUGAAGGGGACAAAGGGCACAUGGAACACCAUCAAGAAGAUAUUGCUGAAUGACACACUUAACAACAUCCUUGGAGUUCUCAAAAUGAUGGAUUACUCGGCAAUGCCCUUGAAUUCAAACAUGAUGGAUUCCUUCAAGAAAUAUGUCAGAUUCAUUACAAGCAUCAACUCCUUCCUGAGUGACUUUCUCCACAACUUUUCUGGACAGACUUCACCUAUUUACCUACAAGACAUUCUGCCAAACUCUCAUAUAGUAGCAGAUGUUUUGAAUGAAAUCUUCGGACCAAACUUUGCUGCACAGUUUCUCACAGCAUCUGUUAAUCCUACAAAAUUCUACAGUUUGGCAUUUACUGAAAAGUGGAAAGACCUUGCAUGUAAUCCGGUAGAAUUUAACAAUACAUUCACGUUUGAGGCUGGAACCGAUGUUACACGUCUUCAGACAGAUCUGUGUACGGCUGCUACGACCCAGACUUCGGCCGUGAAGAGACUGGUGGAUCUCUUUGAUGCUGGGGCUAUUUUAAGACAGUUGGAAAACCUAAUGUCUGGUUCUACAAACACCACACGAGACGUCUCUGUGUGGGACUCGGUCUACAACGUAACACGCCAGCUGUUGACCAAUCUGGAGAAACUGGGGAAGGUCAAUGUCAACCAGACGUCUGUCAGUACAUGGUUCAAACCAAUCUUGUCCACUCUGCAGGCUCUCGGAAACCCCAGUAUUAGCAGCCUGAACCAAGCCUGUGACAGUUAUUUGUCAUACAUCAAUGGAACAGAAACUUAUCGUCAGCUCACUCCUAUGAUGUCCACAUUUUCAAAGCUUAUAAAACUUUUCACAGCAAAUUUGGCCAUCUCUACAUCAAUAGAUGAGAUAACAUGUGACUUGUUAUCUAACUGGAAUUUAACAGCUGUUACAACAAGGCUGAAAAAAGAUGGAUUCUGGGAUAUUUUUAAAAUAAUGAACUCUUUUGCAACUGAUGAUUCCAGUUCUAUCCGGUGUUCUGCUGUUACAAACUCAGCUUAUAAUCUUUUUGAAACACUCAAUGCAACGAUGGCCACUGGAGGAAAUGUUGUGACUAAUUGGGAUAAAUGCUUUGAGAAGUCAAAGUUUGACAACGUGUUGGAUUCUAUUGCGCAAGUAAUCCAGAUCUCGAGUGACGUCGUAAGACUAUUACAGGACUCCAGUCUCCGGCAGCUGCUUAAUAAACAGAAGAACCUUGUUCCCAUCCUUGAAUUCAUCUUCAAUGUCAUCUCACAGCAAAACACAGUUUUCUUCCGGGUGUCUGACAUCCUGAAAAGCAUAAACGGCACAGACCCCAAAGACUACCUGAUUGAGACACUGAAACUGUCCCCGGAUAUAGCCAAUUCUUUUCUCAAGAGUGCCCUUGACCUAAAUCUUACUGCUUUUGCCAGUAAGCCGUUAGAAGAGAUUGAAAGAAUUCUCUGCAACGAGAGUCUCCUGACGGACUUCAUGACCAUGCCAGAUUUCUCUCCGGUCAACAUGUCCAGUCUGGUCAGUCUAGUCUGUACUGACCAGAUUAAAGAAACAUCUGUCGCAAUCAAGGCUACGGUUGACACUAUGUCUGUUCUCCAGCAGUUGGCCAAGUUGACAAACUCUGAUGUUGACCAGCUGUGGUUCAGAAACUUCACGACUCACGUGGUAGACCUGAUCAAGAACUUCCAGUCUAUUGGUGAUUUGGCCUCUCUCUUCAGUAACGGCUUUAAUCUCGACUCGCUGGAGAAGAACCUCCCAAUUAUUGACAGGUUUCUACUCUCCUCAGGCCCUGAUCGACUCGUUCAAAGUUUACAAGUGAUCCUAGAGGACAUCAAGUUACUGAUGAAAGACAACACAACCAACUAUGUGCUGGACGAAAUGAAGGUCUUCAUCAGAGGGUUCAUGGGACUGGAUCUCAUUCAGUCCUACCUCAUCAAAGCCAUUCGUGUUGGUGACUUUGUGGAGAACCCCAUUGAAGUGCAGAAAUACCUCGUACAAGUUCUUGGCAUUGAUCCCAGUCUGGCCAAGGCAAUCCUAGAAGGAAAAUAUUCAAUCAGAAUUUUUCUAAAUGCCAGCCGACUUCUGGAAACAGGUCUUACAUGCAACGAGCUGUUUGGUCAUUUGAUCUACCCCAACACAUCCACAGUUCAGACCUCAGACUUGACUAAUAUCUUCUGUUCUCUGAACCAAUCAACUGCUGUGAAGCUCGCCAAAAGACUUAUUCCCAAUCUCGAUAUUGGAGAUCUACUCAAGAAGUACAUCAGUCUGGAUGCAGGAUCGCUCUUCAAGGAUUCAGGUGUUACAAAGGAAGAUCUCAAAGACUUCACGGACAAGCUGUUUCGUGCUCAGGAUAACCUGCUGAAAGCCACUGACUUCAUGAAGUCAGCCAAUAACAAGACAAGCAAGAAGUUACGGGAGAUCAUGGAUGAGAUCUUUAAUCUACCACAAGCUCAGACAGGUGCACAGUCUCUGCCAGCUAUUGAGCCUCUACUUUGUGGAGUUAAGAAAAAAUCUCUUGCUAAAGAUGAGUUCAAUGUCAAACCGUUCAUUUCUGAUUCCAAAAGUGAUGCACAGAAGGAGAAAGAUGAGAAGACCAGCUUGAAGAAAGUGGAUGAACAGAUUAAUUCCACACAAGCUGAUUUCUGUGAGAAGAUGUAUACCCAGAUCAAGAACGACACGUACGGCUCCAUUAUCUGGGCUUACUUGAAGCCAAUCAUCCGAGGAAAGAUCCUCUUUACCCCCAACACAGAGCUCACACGACGAAUCAUGAAAAAGGCGAAUGGUGUGUUUGAGAUCAUUGAAGAGGUGAAGAAUGUGGCAGACGCGUGGGCCGAGGGCGGACCAAGUCUUGCGACUAUGAUGGAUCAAGGGAAGGAACUCAAAUCUCUGAAGAACCUUUUGAACAACAACUUUGUGAAGAGUCUCUUGAAGUCGUCGGCUGGGUUAGAUUCUGAGAAACUCUUGGAUGGGCUGGAUGCCUUGGAGUCUGACAAUGUCAACAAGACGAGUCUCGAUGGGCUGACGAAGGUGGCUGAGCUAGUGAGCAACUACAUCAGCUGUAUGGAGCUGAAGCGCUUCACACCAGUCGAGUCGGAACAGGAUCUGCUGGCUCAAGCGUUCAACUUGAGUAAAACAAACGACUUUCUGGCAGGUGUUGUGUUCAAUUUGCCACGUAAAAACCGUCGUAAGAGAGGAAUAUCUGAUACCGACAUACCAAAACACAUCAGUUACAAGAUCAGAAUGGACACAGACAAUGUUCGAAUCACAAACCGUCUAAAGGCCAGGUUUUGGUAUCCCAACCCCGAAUCGAACUUUGGCGAGUACAUGCGUUACCUGCGUGGGUUUGUUCAGCUGCAGGACAUGGUAGACCAGGCCAUCAUCAGUCUACAGACAGGAGAGAACGACACGCUACCUGCGGUCUACCUCAAACAGUUUCCAUUCCCGUGUCACAACCAAGACAGCUUCAUCUUCAUCCUGGGUUCCUACCUGGUGCCUGUCCUCAUGACAUUCGCAUGGCUUGCCACUCUGGGAAUUACAACUCGGAAUCUGGUAUGGGACAGAGAAAAUGGACAAGAAGUGAUUUUCAGCAUCAUGGGAAUGAAGUCGAGCCUGAACUGGUUUGCGUGGUUCAUCUCCAGCAUGCUGCUCAUGUUAUUUGUGUGUUUCAUCCUCACUCUGCUGCUUGUGUUCAGUGUGAAGGAGAACGGAGAAAUCUACCGAUACUCCAAUGGAGUUCUCAUCUUCGUCUUUCUCGUCUGCUUCUGCUUUUCAUCAACCAUGAUGUGUUACAUGGUGAGUUCAUUCUUCACACGUACGACGCUGGCAGUUUUGACAGUUCUGAUCGUCUACUUCUUCUCAUAUCUGCCUUAUGUCAUCCUCUUCUCGCUCGAAGUCGGCAUGCAGUUCUGGCAAAAAAUACUUGCUUGUCUUUCCUCAACAACUGCGUUUGGUUUUGGGGCUAUGUACAUAGCUCGUCUGGAACUCACAACGGAUGGUCUCCAGUGGUCUAAUGUGGACAAGAGUCCAAUACUGGGUGACCCCAUGACCUUUCAGUGGGCGUGUAUAAUGAUGUUGAUUGACAGUUUCAUUUAUUUGGUCAUUGGCUGGUACAUCAGAAAUGUAAAACCAGGAAAAUAUGGUAUCUCCAAGCCCUGGUAUUUCCCAGUAACAGCCACAUACUGGUGUCUGAGAAAGCACAGAUCAAGGUCAACGCAGUACGGAAUUGAUGGGCCUGCUGCACAGCCGGGUAAAGAGAGUAUGUUUGAACCUGCCCCGGUUGGUCUUGAUGUUGGUAUGUCUGUGUAUCACCUGACUAAGAAGUUUGGCAAGUCUCUGGUUGUCAAUGAUCUGACUGCUGAGUUCUACGAGGGACAGGUGACUGCACUGCUAGGCCACAAUGGAGCUGCAAAAACCACAACUCUAAAUCUGCUCCUUGGUCUGCUGGAGCCGACGUCGGGAGACGUUCGUAUUUAUAACAAACACUCUGUUGACGGAGACAGCAUGAUCGGAGUUUGUCCACAGCACAACGCUCUGCUGCAAUAUAUGACCAUUGAGGAACACAUGUAUCUCUAUGCUGGCAUCAAAUGCAGUUGGUCAUCAAAAAAGAAGAAACUUGAAAUUCACAGCCUUCUCGAGGAUGUUGAUUUGUGGCACGUUCGACACGUGAUGGUGUCAGAACUGUCUGGUGGGAUGCAGCGACGACUGUGUGUGGCCUUGGCCUUCGUUGGAGGGUCACGUGCCAUUGUCCUGGACGAGCCGACCAGUGGGGUGGACCCCAGCGCCAGGAAGUGCAUCUGGAACCUCAUCUUGAAGAACAAACCGGGCCGCACAAUCCUGCUGUCGACACACCAUCUUGAUGAAGCCGACAUGAUUGGUGACCGAAUUGCCAUCAUGCACAUGGGGCAGUUGCUGUGUUCCGGGACCCCGAUGUUUCUCAAGGAAAAAAUUGGAGGCGGAUACCACCUGACUAUUGAACGUGCCUCUUAUUAUGAUACUUCACCAGAACCAAAGAGUAACAUCAAAAGUCACUGCAGUUCCCAGGCAGUUCUGAACUUCAUCCAGCACUACUUACCAAGUGCCCAGCUGGUGGAGGAAGUGGGUUCAGAGAUUAUCUUCCAGCUUCCUGUCAGGGACAGAAGUGUCACCCCAUUCCAUCGCUUCUUCCAGGAGCUCGACCUCAACCAAGAUGGCUUGUGCAUCUCCUCGUAUGGAGUGUCUGACACAACACUGGAAGAUGUGUUUCUGAAAGUGACAAGUCUUGCUGAUGAUGGUGUGGUACUAACGGACAAGGUUCUCGAGUCAGAAGAGAUGAAGAUGAGGAGGAGCCGAGCAGAGUCGGAGGCUGCAGCUAGUGAAGCAGCUUCUGAUACCAGCCAAGAGACGACAGUAACAAUGAUUUCCUCAUCAAGAGCUCGUAAGGCGUCUGGCUGUGGCCUGAAGAUGCAGCAGUUUGGCGCUUUGUUCCUGAAGCGGUUCCACCAUUACCGGCGCGACUGGCGCUCACUCGUCUCCAUCCUCCUGCUGCCCUUCCUCCUGUUCCUCGCCGCCAUGGGCUUCGCGCUCAUUCGUCCGUCUGAUUCCAACAUGCCAAACCUGAUCAUGACACCUGCGCUGUAUGGACCGGAUAAAUACAUGUUCUUCAAAGAUGGCUACGAGGGUUCCAAUCCAAUCAGUAACAAAUUGGUAAAGGCGUUCACUUCUGCACCAGGCAUUGGAACAACUUGUAUGGAUGGAUUCAAUUCAGGACCUGAGUUUCAAUGCACAUCUCAAGGCUCCAACUUCACCCAACAGUCUUACACGAUGAACCCAGAGGCCAAGUGUGUGUGCUGGAACUGGGAGCAGCAGUGUGACCCUGGGGCCGACUUCCCCCCGCCCCCGGAGCUGCAGGUGAUGUCAGGAAACAAUCUACAGAACCUAGAUCGACGAGACAUACCCGAGUAUCUGCUGAAGAGCUUCAGCAAAUUUAUUGAACUCAGAUAUGGAGGAUGGGCCAUGGAACAACCAGAGGAAGCCUCGACCAAUGCGACAGCUGUCCAGGUUUGGUUCAACAACAAGGGCUACCACUCCCUGCCUUCCUUCUUCAACGGCUACAGCAAUGCACUGCUUAGAGCCAAAGUUGAUCCUGCCAGUAAUCCAGCUGAAUAUGGAAUCACAACUUACAAUCAUCCAAUCACCUUGCAUGGACUUCAGCUGUCAUUUGAAAACUUAGGGCAGCAGGCAGCAGAUGCUGGUAUUGCUAUGGUAAUUUUGCUGGCCUAUUCCUUCAUCCCAGCAGCAUUGAUGAUUUACCUGAUCAAUGAGCGAAUCAACAAGGAGAAGCAGAUGCAAUUCAUCAGUGGAGUUCGACCUGCCAUGUAUUGGACGGCGUCUUUCCUCUGGGACCUGAUACUCUAUGCUUGCACUGUCGUUCUGAUGAUUGUUGCCAUAGCGAUCUUCAGGAAUGGAGCCUACUGGGAGUUCCAGAACCUACCUGCCACCAUUUGUUUGAUACUUCUCUUUGGCUGGGCUGUGAUUCCCAUGAUGUACUGCAUGCUGCGUCUCUUCUCCAGUGCCUCGUCCGCAUACAUGGUUCUCUUCUGCGGCAACAUGUUCUUCGGAUUAGUAACAGUCAUCUUAAUUGUCGUGUUGUCUCUCUUUAAAGACGAAUCCUUUGGAGAUUUGACUGCCGAGUUGAGAGUGUUGCGCUACGUGUUCCUCAUCUUCCCGCAGUACUGCCUGGGACAGGGUCUCAUCGACCUCAACACCAACUACUUCACCUACAAACUCUUCAUUAGGUUUGGAGAAAAUGUCUACAAAGACCCAUUCACGUUCGACCUGAUUGGUUGGAAACUGGUUGCCAUGGCAAUACAAGGUGUGGUUUUCUUCAUCCUGAACCUCAUCAUUGAGAACAAGAGAAAGUCGUUAAUCAGAGUGCCACACCACUUGCUGGAAGACAUGAAGGAGGAGGAGGAUGUUGCUAGGGAACGGACUCGUAUCCAACAGGGUCAUACAAAGGAAGACAUUCUCGUUGUCAACGAUCUAUCUAAGGUGUUCAAGAGAGGCAGUAACACGUUCCUGGCAGUGGACAGACUUUCAUUUGGGGUGAACAAAGGCGAAUGUUUUGGUUUGCUGGGUGUGAAUGGAGCUGGAAAAACAACCACUUUCCAAAUGAUGACAGGAGACACAAGACAAUCGGCUGGUAGCACCCUUCUCAAUGGCAAAAAGAUCAGUUACGGAGAUUCGAGCCUGAUUCAGUCGGUUGGCUACUGUCCCCAGGAUGGAGGACUCGACAACUUCCUGACUGGCGCCGAACUUCUCCACUUCCACAGCAGACUUAAAGGGCUGUCGGCAGAACAACGAGACAGUUCGGUGACAGAGCUGAUUUCAAGACUCCAUUUGACACAGUAUGCCAACAAGCCCAUCAGUACGUACAGUGGAGGAACGAAGCGCAAACUCUCUCUAGCCAUUGCCAUGCUUGGGGAGCCACCUGUGCUGUUUCUGGAUGAACCAACUACAGGGAUGGACCCAGGAACCAGGCGGUUGGCGUGGAAAUGCAUUACCCACACAGUGAGGGCUGGACAGUCAGUUGUGCUCACAUCACACAGUAUGAAUGAGUGUGAUGCCCUGUGUUCGAGACUGGCAAUCAUGGUCAACGGAAGACUGAUGUGUAUCGGCAGUGGACAACAUCUGAAGAACAAGUUUGGAGAUGGAUACACUGUCAUCAUGCACCUUCAAGGACUAUCAAGCACACAGUUCAGCAUCGAACAUUUGUUUUUGUCCCGUUUUGCGGGAGCUGCAGUAAAGGUCAGUUCUGAUGUCAAAAUGGAGACUGAACACCAGAAGGUGUUGGAGGUGAACAUCCCACGCGGAGUCACGUGUGUAGCCGAGCUGUUUGGAAUCCUCGAGCAGGCCCAGGAGGAAGGACACAUCAGUUACUACUCUCUUUCCCAGACCACACUCGAUACGGUUUUCAUCAACUUUGCCCGUCUGCAGACUGAUGCAGAUGAUGAAGAAGAUGAUGAAGCCAGCUCAAACAGCCAAUCACAGAACUUGCAUGCCGGGGCAUUCUCCAAUCAAUCGUAUGCUUACAUGAACCCCCAGUUCUCAGCUGACCCCAACGAUAUCAACAUUGAACAGAUGAAGUUUGCUAACAGUGACACAGACACUCGUGAUUUUAACGCAUCCCAUGAUGGUUAUUACGAUGCCAGAGGGAGAUUUUCAGUGAAAAUGUAACAUUUGUGUGCUUCAAAAAUGAAAAAGCCACAACACUGGCAGACAUUGAUGAUGUAUCAAGACAAUCACAACACUGGCAGCUGUUCAAGACAUACCUACAGUGUUACAACACUGGAAGCCAUUUAAGAGACAAUUUAGCAACAAAAUUACUAGAUCGGCAGCCAUUAUAAGUACAUGGCAAUGGCAUCACAAUCACAGUAAAGACAUAGCAAAAAAAUCACAAUGGCCACCAUUAAACUCACCCAGGUGGCUUGGACUGGUUAUUUGAUCACAUGUAAAGUAUGAAUGAAUAUGGAUUAGAGAAAUGAUGACAUUGUUUUAUUAUUAUUAUUUUAUGAGUUAAACAAGACAAAUUCUUUAAUGAAAUCCAUACUAUCUUGUAGAAAAUAGUUUAGUCUAUAUUUGUACAGCUAGCCUGCUAGAAUUGGCAACAAUAAUCACCUGUAUAUAAUGGGCAUUUCAUGAAUGCCCCUUAAUUAACAGAAAGCCAUUUUGAAUAUAGAAACUGGCCUCAUGGUGUUGUGGUUAAACCAUCAGAUAUAAGGCUGGUAGGUACUGGGUUUGCAGCCCAGUACCGGCUCCCACCUAGAGCGUGUUUUAAUGACUUAGUGGGUAGGGGUAAGACCACUAUAUCCUCUUCUCUCACUAACCACUAACAACUAACCCACUGUCCUGGACAGACAGCCCAGAUAGCUGAGGUGUGUGUGCCCAGGACAGCGUGCUUGAACCUUAAUUGUAUAAAAGCAUGAAAACGAGUUGAAAGGAAUAUAGAAGAUUUCUUCAUGGGAUCUGAGCUUUGAAUGACUUGGAAUUUUUUUUUUUCAGCAUUCUAGUCAUGAAUAUACAUGAUUAUAUCUUAUGGAGGUUUGCGAUAUGAAAGUAAUAUUAUAUAAAGGACGUCUGCAUACAGAGUGCACAUUGUGUCAGUUCGUUGGGUGAUGUUUUUUACUGUUUCAAAAUCAAAUUUAAGUCAUACAUGGUCCACAUAUUUUGCUAAAAUAGCUGUAUGUUUGUGUUUUAAACUACCUAUUUCUGUAUCCUGUCAUUGAAGUUAGUCUGCACUUUGUUUUGACAAUAAGAUCAUUACUGUUGCUGGUCAACAUCUUUUAUCAUAUUGUACUAACUCUUGAAUUUAGUAUUGUCAUGACUUUAGCAUGAAGUCCAGUUAUCAAGAGAAGUUACUUGGCUGGACCAGGUUAUAUAUGUACAACAGAAAAGUUCCAUUUCCAAAACACAAUAUACGCUAAUUUUAAACUUUUGAACUUAACAGUCAAGGCAGAGGAGGAUUGGGGGGGGGGGGGGGGGGGGGGGGGGGGCAGGGCCUGGCUUUCCUAAAUUUUGUGAGUUAUAAUUUUAUUAUAUAUUAAUAUAUAUAUUUUUUUAUCUCUCUUCAAACCUCCCCCAAAGUUCCCUUGACAUUCCACCUCAUGUCAUUGCCCCCCCCCCCCCUCCUCUAAAUGGAUUUUCUGGAUCCACCACUGCAAUGUACACUGAUGUUAGUUCAAAUCAGCAAUAUGACAAUAGAGUUUUUGUCAAAAUGUCAUCUAUGCCCUUUGAACAGGAUCUCAAAAUUGUUCUUUGUGUGAUAUAUACAGCAAAAUUAAGUUUUUUUCUCAAAAUUCUGUAAAUGGAUAUAUUGCAUUUUGGAAAUGAACUCUUCAAGUGGAUGUAUUCAUUAUUGUUUCAAUAAGAAAAAAAACUAGUGUUCUUGUCUGUGUUCUGGUAUAUGAGUAAAUUUGUAAACACAGUCAAGCAGUGAUACCUCGUCCUUUUUUAAUGUAAAGUGCCUUGAUGUCAAGAAAUUCUAUAAUGACAUAAUUUUCACCAUCAUCUAUUGUUUAUAUUACGAACAACUGAUUAUCUUAAUGUUGAUUCAGGCCCUUCAAUGUCGAGAUAACAAAAUGUUACUGCACCUCUAAUAUUGUAGUUCUAUAUUAUUAUAAAAAUGGGGUUACGGUUUACGUACCCGUGUCCCCGAGUAAUAAUGUUGUUUUUCCCUUUCUGUCAUAAUUCUCCAGAGUGUGUACUUCAUAAAACUCCAUUUCUGUCACUGUUUCUUGUAACACUGGCAAGUGAUUAAUAUGAAUACUCUUAGUUGUGACUCGGUUAUUUAGGGUACAUACGGUAUGAUACUUAAAUACUCAGUGAGUUAAUCUUAUAUGGUAACACUUGAAUACAUUGUUGUUCAUUCUUUCAGCAAUAGUAUGGUACAUGAAAAAACAAAUUGCUCAAAAAUUUUGUGACAUUCCUUAGUCAACGGGUUUUAUUAUUAUGUGAUGAUGUACUGUUGUUUUAUUUUCAAAAUGACCAUUAAAUGAGCUUUGAAAUUUACAGUAGUCUACUUGCUUAACUUGAAUAUAUUCUUGACUAUAGCAGUGAUGAAAACAAUUUUAAUUAGAAACUUUAUUUGUAUAUAUAAUGAGUAAUGACCCUAAUUUCCGCCUGUGAAAAUGGAUACUAAGUUUAGUUAAUCUACAAACCUGCAACACACAUUUGGAUAAGGUUAUAACAGAGACAAGCUAAAGUUCUUGAUGUUUAAAAGGGGAAAUAUUGUCUAAAAAUAACUAAAGCUUGUCUCGAUAACCAUUACUUCUCAGACUAUGAUUUUUAGACAUUUUGAGCUAUUACAAAAACAUGGAUGACCAGAACCACGUCAGGUGUAUGAAAAUUAAUAUUCUAAAUAAUAAAAUAUACUUCUAAUUUAAAUUAUCAAAAACAGCUUUAAUAGUGGAAAAUAUAUGUCGUAGUGCUUAAAAACUAGGGUCUAUCACUUUAAUUGAGAACAAAAUAAAAUUUAUAUCCGUUAGUUUUCCAUGAUCUGAAUUCAGCUUAGUGUCAUCCGAACACUAGAUCAGUUGUCUGUAAAUCCAUUCACAAAAUAUUUUAUAGAAGUAUAUUUGGAUAUUUUAUUAAA